UUCUUAUUUCUAGCCAACCAACCACAAACUGUGAAGUGUGAAGAGUUUCCACUUUCCAUUUCAAGAAUAUAACACUUAUGGGGGCUAUAAAAUCAGCCAUGGGAGAUGCAAUCUUAACAUCGGUAUGGGUCUUCAGCCUCUCAUCACAAAGGAUUAUCUCAUCAGAGAUAUCUUCCUUUCUUGGAUUCAAACCAUUCACACUUCCAUCACUAUUCCUCUCAACAAUCAUAAACUCCAUCAUAGUCUUCACCAUAACCUCCAUUGGAAGGCUCUUAGGUGGUGCAAGCUUCAACCCUUCAUCCACAGUUUCAUCCUACUUCUUAGGCCUAAGGCCAGAUUCAUCACUCUCAUCAUUGGCCAUAAGGUUCCCUGCUCAAGCACUUGGUGGGGCCCUUGGUGCAAAAGGGUUACUUUCUGUCGUGCCCUCACAGUAUAAGAUUUUGCUGAAAGGUCCUUACUUGAAGGUGGAUUUACACACUGGUGCUUUUGCUGAAGGAGCAUUGGUUUUUGCACUUAACUUGGCUAUACUCAUUAUUGUUAUGAAGGGUCCUAAGAAUCCUUUCUUGAAGGUUUAUAUGAUUUCUUUGACAACUUUGACUUUGGCUAUUUGUGGUUCUGGUUACACUGGACCUUCUAUGAACCCUGCAAAUGCAUUUGGUUGGGCUUAUAUGUAUAAUAGGCAUAUGAAUUGGGAGCUGUUUUAUGUCUAUUGGAUUUGCCCUUUUAUUGGGGCAUUUUUUGCUGCUUUGGUUUAUAAGGCUCUGUUUAUGUCACCACCAGAGAAGAAGCAGAAGCAGAAGAAAGCUUGAGACUUGAGACACCACAAUUGAAUCACAGCAAUGCACUAAAUAAAUAAAAGAGAUUCUAAAUUUCUCUUGAUGAAUGUGGCCAUGUGGAGAUUCGGCCUAGCAGUAGAGACUGUGACCCUAUUGGGCCUGCAUGCAGUCUAGCCCAAUAGUUCAUUCAUUGGAAAACUCAUCAUUAGAUUUAGAUCCAGACAUUAAACGACGUCGUUUAAAAGGAUGGCUAAUAAAAUGUUACCCUCUCUCUGUUUGAUCACUCUUGGUCUUCUUCUAUACUAGAUUGAAAGAAACUUGUGGUUGCUGAAGGACUUUAGGAUUCGAUUGUGGCUACAAGGAUUUUGUGUUUUGUCAUAGAGAUUAGUGUUGAUGAAGAAUCUUUUUUCGUCUUUUUACGCAAUGUAUACAUGUUUCUGGAUGAUUAUUACAUCUUUUUGUUUAGCUCGAUUUAACUUUUUUUUAAACCUGAGUCUUUGCUAAGGUUUUCUUCAUUCUACUGUGACUGGUUCAGGGGUUUUCUUUUAUGUUCUAUUUUCAAUGAUGGAAUAAUCUCAAUUUUUCAUACGGAUUUAGAGGUGGUUUAAUGAUUUGUAGAGCUUUUUUUUGUAGU
Arachis stenosperma is the source of this 1410-nucleotide messenger RNA. Its product is annotated as aquaporin SIP1-2-like. The coding region runs from base 78 to 809 and encodes 243 amino acids. Gene Ontology annotation, biological process: transmembrane transport. The transcript is spliced from 2 exons. The record is from RefSeq and is a predicted model, not a curated record. Gene Ontology annotation, molecular function: water channel activity. Gene Ontology annotation, cellular component: membrane. NCBI's taxonomy places the organism in Eukaryota, Viridiplantae, Streptophyta, Magnoliopsida, Fabales, Fabaceae.